Metopolophium dirhodum (rose-grain aphid) is the source of this 1250-nucleotide messenger RNA. RefSeq lists its product as uncharacterized. Lineage: Eukaryota; Metazoa; Arthropoda; Insecta; Hemiptera; Aphididae. The record is from RefSeq and is a predicted model, not a curated record. The transcript has 5 exons. The coding region runs from base 122 to 856 and encodes 244 amino acids. Gene Ontology annotation, molecular function: peptidyl-prolyl cis-trans isomerase activity. Gene Ontology annotation, cellular component: intracellular membrane-bounded organelle. Gene Ontology annotation, biological process: protein peptidyl-prolyl isomerization.
CAUUCGGUCUCGUCCGUCGUCCAGCACACGUCGUGCACGAUAAUAAUAAUAAUAUUAAUUAUUAUCGUCGUCGUCGUCUCCUCCUUCGGCACCGGUGUCGUCUCUCUGCGGCGUGCAAACGAUGGUUUUCAAUUUCCCUGUGGUCGUGUGCGCGUUGGUGGCGAUCGUCGUUGGCGGAUGCCGCGCGGGCGACCUCCAGACGUUCACGGUGACCGAUGUGGCGUACUUGGAUGUGGAGGUGGCCGGCACCGAGUUGGGUACGAUCGAGAUCGGUCUUUUCGGCGAAAUCGCACCGAAAACGGUGGCCAACUUUGUCACGAUUCUGACGGCAGGCAUUGACGGCCGAACAUACGCCGGCACCAAAUUCCAUCGGGUGUUCAACAAGUUUGUCAUUCAAGGUGGAGACAUAUUGAACAACGACGGAAGCGGAUCCGUAAGCAUAUACGGCGACACGUUUCCCGACGAAAACCUGAAAGUGAACGGUACAAAGCCGGGAUUUGUGGGAAUGGCCAAUUCAGGUCCAGACACAAACGGAUGUCAGUUUUUCAUAACGACCAGGUCCACGCCGAGUCUGAACGGCGAGCACGUAAUGUUUGGAAUCGUGGUCGAAGGACAGGAGGUCAUACAUGCCAUCGAACAGCAGUUGACUGACCAUCUGGGUAGGCCCACCAAAGAGAUACGAAUCUCGAGAUGCGGCUUGCUGAAGCGACGGCCGCCAUUUGACGUCACAGACCAUCCGCGCAAUUCGAAUGUUUGGAAAUGGAUAGUUGCGUCUGCCCUACCGGUUUCGAUGUCCACGGCUAUUUUGUUACUAUUCCAGUGGAUGAUUGCUCAAAUCAACAAAGCGAUCAUCUAAUGGGAAUUGCCAGAGGCAAUAAUAAACUUACAUGUUUAGGUACACAACACGUGGCAUAGAUACAUAAAGUGGAAACUGGAUGUGUAUAUAAUAUCAGCAAUCAACAUAAUUUACAAUAACAAUCCACUAAAUAUUAUUCAUUGUUUCACAUAAAAGUGGGACAAAAAGCGAACGUUCUCCAUUUUAAAUGCUACCUACCUAUAUAAUUAUGCAUAUUAUUGUAAUCUGGAAGAUAGUUUUUCUACUGUAUAUACGGAAAACGUUCACGCGUAGACAGCAAUAACAAGCAAAUUAUAGUUUUACACAUACUAUAUAUAUAUUAAUUUAAUAAUUUGUAUGUGCAUAACACAUUUUGUAUUCUGUGAGUUUCAAAUUAAAAUAUAUUUCCAUGUAA